AUGGGCUCAUUAAAAUCAUGCCAAGACAGCAGCUCUAGUUCAAGCGACAGUUCAUGUUCGCGAAGUACCGCGGCCACAAUGCACAGUCAAGGAUCAAGACCGCACGACCACGACCUCCCGGUCUCAAAUCAAAAACCAGCAGUCCCUUCGCAUCUCUAUUCAUACGAGCCAGUGCAUGCAACAAAAAUCCCCAGGCCCCGCUCUUCAACCUCCACUUACGCCUCAACCACCCAUUCGGUUGAUCUUCCCCAGGAAGAAUAUCAACAACAAUACAGCGUCACGGACCGCACAGAAUUCUACCCCCUUGACGCAAUCCCCUCAACACCCUCUUCCUUCGCCCCACUGUUCCCCUCUUCAAGGCGCCUACUCAUUCGCCAUGAUGACGCUACCGUCGAUGGAAACAUGAACCUGCGCGUCGACACCCCAGUCCAUAUCCGUGACGGCUCCCAGCGCGACAUCAUCCUCUUCCACCUGCGCAUGCAUGAUCUCCUCUCCCGCAAAUUCUCCUUCCGUCGCUACUGCCGAGACUCCGGCCGCGAAGUAUGCCACUCAGCGCGAAAGGAGGUCGUCUCGGCCGAGGAACGACGACCCCAACCCCAUCGGUCAUGGAGUACUGUCUUCAGCCGACGGCCCGGCUCAUCAUCUGGCGCAUCUGGGCCCGGGGAAUUAAAACGACAGGACUCCGGACUCUCCGUCGAAGAUCUAGAUAAAGUCAGUGAGGAAAGACCGAUUCUGGCAGAUACGAUCUUGCUGGAGUUUUCAAAUUACGCGCAUGUCGAGCUGCGGCGCAGGGGUGGCCCGACUAAAAAAUACGAGUUCGAGUACUGGUCUACCAAGUAUCAGUGGCGACGGGAGAUGCGUAAGGAAGGCGAUCUGCAGGAAGUCUCGUAUUUCCUGGUCGAGGCGCGAGGUGGCAAAACAGUUGCGCAUCUGGUCCCGGAUACCCUGGCGCCGCUGGAGGUCGUCGAGGAGGAAAGCAAGGGUGGUUGGGUGCCUCCCUCCUCGUUGUGGAUCAGUGAUCCCGAAGUGUAUCGGACGAUGCCCGAUAUUGCAGAGUAA
Penicillium olsonii is the source of this 1059-nucleotide messenger RNA. The record is from the annotation of a GenBank genome assembly. NCBI's taxonomy places the organism in Eukaryota, Fungi, Ascomycota, Eurotiomycetes, Eurotiales, Aspergillaceae.